This is a messenger RNA of Carya illinoinensis, 933 nucleotides long. Its product is annotated as homeobox protein knotted-1-like 1. NCBI's taxonomy places the organism in Eukaryota, Viridiplantae, Streptophyta, Magnoliopsida, Fagales, Juglandaceae. Gene Ontology annotation, molecular function: DNA binding. The record is from RefSeq and is a predicted model, not a curated record. Gene Ontology annotation, cellular component: nucleus. The transcript has 3 exons. The coding region runs from base 179 to 652 and encodes 157 amino acids.
GGGUCAAUCCGUUGGUCACUUCCAAAAAUGGGAGCGUCUGCACUCAUCUGUCUUACCUAAUCCUAGCUAGUACGUACAUAUAUACACACACAUUCACUUCCAAGCUUUAUACACAUAUAUAUAUAUAUAUAACCUCCAAAUACGGUAGAUUAUAGAAGAGUCGAAAGCUUAAAGAAUUAUGGAGGUCAUGAGUAACUGCAGGGAGAAAGGAGAGAAAGAAGAAGUAUUAGGAGAGGAUGAGAUCCUCAAGAAGAGAAUCUCUAGCCAUCCUUCUUAUGGCCAGUUGGUUGAGGCUCACUUGGGCUGUUUAAAGGUUGGAGCCAUGGUGAAAUUUGACAGGAAUCACAUUAGGGAUCAGAUCAAGCAACAAGGAAACAACCCCAGCUCCCUUGGCAUGGCUAGUAGUAGUGCUACUCGAUCUGAGCUAGAUCACUUCAUGGAAGCAUAUUGCUUAGCUUUGCGAAAGCUGAAAGAAGCAAUGGAGGAACCCCAACAAACAUCCAUGGCUUUCAUCAACGAUAUGCAUUCACAACUUCAGGAGCUCAUGAUGACAAGCAAUGGCCAUCCUGUAGUAUCUGCUCAUGAACCUGCCACCAGUACUACUACUACAGCUUCUUCUUCUUCUUCUUCUUCUUCUGGUCAUGAUGAAUGAACUAAUUAAUUAUAAGAUCAAGGCCAUCCAUGCUGCAUGAAUGCCAGAUUUUACUAUUAUAUGUCAUUAUGAUUGUUAUUCUGCAGAUAUGGAUCGAUGUAGGGUAGCUAGCUAGCUAGUGAACAUGCAUGCAAUUAAUAUCUCGACAAAUUUAUACCAUUGUCGGCCUCCAUCGAGAUGAUCAUGUUCUGCUAGCUGGUUAUAAUUACUUUACAUAUAUGGCCUAGAAAGUAGUACUUUCCCAUCAUCAAUAUCUUCGAUCUUGACCUAAUUAACAGCUA